AUGAUUGAAUGGAUUAGUGAUGAGCCGACUACUGGUUUGGACUCAUUUAUGGCCAAAAGUAUAGUACAAGUGCUGAAGACUAUGACAUCGGAGGGACGGACUGUCGUCUGUACUAUACAUCAGCCCUCGUCUCCAGUCUUUGAACUCUUCGACAGUUUAUUACUUAUGGCCGACGGAAGGGUAGCCUUCAUGGGGUCCAUCGGUGAAGCAAAAGAUUUCUUUUCAUCCCAAGGAUUAGUUUGUCCCAAAACCUACAGUCCAUCGGAUUAUUAUUUACGGGAAUUGGGAAAUAUGCGACAAUUUUCUUGA
Molecule: messenger RNA, 309 nt
Organism: Oppiella nova
Lineage: Eukaryota; Metazoa; Arthropoda; Arachnida; Sarcoptiformes; Oppiidae
Source: the annotation of a GenBank genome assembly